Messenger RNA from Colossoma macropomum (tambaqui), 2923 nucleotides. Its product is annotated as zinc finger protein 665-like. Lineage: Eukaryota; Metazoa; Chordata; Actinopteri; Characiformes; Serrasalmidae. Gene Ontology annotation, cellular component: nucleus. The transcript has 9 exons. Bases 1 to 2697 code for a protein of 898 amino acids. Gene Ontology annotation, biological process: regulation of transcription by RNA polymerase II. Gene Ontology annotation, molecular function: protein binding; histone methyltransferase activity; DNA-binding transcription activator activity, RNA polymerase II-specific. The record is from RefSeq and is a predicted model, not a curated record.
AUGCCCCUUGGAUGCUUCCCGCUGAGCUGCUCGGCUACAAACAGAACCGAAACAUAUUCGCACCUGGCAGGUGUUUACGUUACCGUCACGCUGGCGUUCGCUAACGCACCGUUCGCCUCGCUCGUGUUUGUAGGCGGAGGCCCUUUGUACUUAGUUGGGAACGUAGGCUUUGUUCCAGUGCUCGUCAACACGAGCUCCUCUGUGGAGGCAGAGGCACGUACCGCUUCAGAUGGUGGUGGGACAUCAGGCCUUGUGGGCCGACAGAAUGGAGAGUUCCAGAAUAAGCCCGGAUCCCCCAUUUCAGGGGGCUGUUUGAAGAAGGAGAAGGUGCAGCUGAACAGCUACACCUGUGAAAGCAACGUCCCCCACAGCCCAAACCUCAGCUACAGUGAAGAGGAAGAACUGAAACAUGAAGACGACCUCUACUGUGAGGAGUGCAGAUCUUUCUUCACAGGUGAGUGUGAGGUUCAUGGACCAGUGGUCUUCAUCCCUGACACCGCUGUUCCUGUGGGGGUCGCUGACAGAGCCAGACAGACCCUUCCAGAUGGUUUGGAGGUUCGGUGCUCUGGUAUUACAGACUCAGAUCUGGGAGUGUUUAACCAAAGGCAGACUAUUCCUGUUGGUACACACUUUGGGCCCUACGAGGGAGACCUGACGGACAAAGAGGAAGCCAUAAACAGCAGAUACUCUUGGGUGUUGCACAAAAAGGGGCAGUGUGCUGAAUACAUAGAUGCUAAGAGAGAGACUCACGCUAACUGGAUGAGGUAUGUGAAUUGCGCUCGUAACGAUGAAGAGCAGAAUCUGGUGGCGUUCCAGUAUAAAGGGGGGAUUCUGUACCGUUGCUGUCGACCCAUCGAACCGGGGCAGGAGCUCCUGGUGUGGUAUGCAGAGGAGUACGCCAGAAAUCACGACAUCACGUUCGACUACCUCUGGAACAGAAAGUGCUCCGCGAAAGAAACGAGUGAUGUCCAGACGCAGGUGUUUUCCUGCUCCUUGUGUCCACUUUCCUACACGUCCAAAGCUUUCCAUCACCGCCACAUGAAGAGGUGCCACCAGGAGGAGUAUUUAAGGCUGCUGAAAUCAGGCGAGAUUAAAUAUGAGGACCUCGCGAGCUCCAGCCCUCAGCAGACGCCGUCUCGCAGACUUCUGCAGAAGGACUCAGGCAAGGAGAGAGCUCACCGCUGCUCCGAGUGCAGUAAGAGUUUCACCGAACGCACUUACCUCCAGCUGCACCAGCGCAUUCACACAGGAGAGAAGCCGUACGGCUGCUCGGAGUGCGGGAGGCGGUUUUCCCAAAGUAGUCACCUCAAGAUACACCAGCGCGCUCACACAGGAGAAAAGCCAUACACUUGCUCCGAAUGCGGGAAGAGUUUCGGUCAAAAGAGUAACCUCCAGCUGCACCUGCGCAGGCACCGGGGGGAGAAGCCGCAUCGCUGCUCUGAGUGCGGGAAAAGCUUUAUCGAACACAGCAACCUCCUGCAGCACCAGCGCAUUCACACAGGAGAGAAGCCUUUCGAGUGCUCCGAGUGCGGAAAGACUUUCCGGCAGCGCGGUCAUCUCCAGCUGCACCAGCGCAUGCACACGGGAGAGAAGCCGUAUUACUGCUCAGAGUGCGGGAAGAGCUUCAAACGGCACAGUCACUUCAAGCUGCACCACCGCAUCCACACCGGAGAGAAGCCGUACCACUGCUCGCACUGCGAGAAGAGUUUCAGCGACGGAAUGGCCCUCAAAAUGCACCAGCGCUUCCAUACGGGAGAGAAGCCGUACCACUGCCCGGAGUGCGGGAAGAGCUACGCUCUGCUGAGCAGCUUCCAGCAGCACCAGCGCGUCCACGCGGCCGAGAAGCCGUAUAACUGUCCGGAGUGCGGGAAGGGUUUCACUCAGAAGAGCAACCUGCAGCUACACCUGCGCAUCCACACGGGAGAGAAGCCGUACAUCUGUCCGGAGUGCGGGAAGAGCUUCAAUCAGAGGAGUCAUCUUCACCUGCACCUGCGCAUUCACACGGGAGAGAAGCCGCAUCACUGCGCCGAGUGUGGGCGCGACUUCAGGAAUUCAGGGUCUUUAAAGAGACACAAGCGAACCCAGAAAAAGACGGCGAAGAGGAGCCACCAGUGUUCAGAGUGCGGGAAGAGCUUCACCCGACAGACUCACCUCCAUCUACAUCAGCGCGUUCACACGGGGGAGAAGCCGUAUCGCUGCUCGGAGUGCGGCAAGAGUUUCAACGACAGGAGUAACCUCAGGACGCACAAGCGCAUCCACACGGGAGAGAAACCGUAUCAGUGCUCAGAGUGCGGCAAGAGCUUCACUCAGCUGACUCACCUCCAGAGACACCAGCUCAUUCACAGAGGAGAGAAGCAGUUCUUCUGCCCCGAAUGCGGGAGGAACUUCACUCAGCAGAUUCACCUCCAGAGACACCUGUUCACCCACACGGGAGAGAACCCGUUCACCUGCUCAGAGUGCGGGAAGCAUUUCAGAGACCGAGGCAAUCUCAGAACGCACCAGCGCAUCCACACAGGGGAGAAACCGUAUACCUGCUUAGAGUGCGGCAAGAACUUCACUCAGCUGGUUCAUCUUCAGCAGCACCAGCGGAUUCACACAGGAGAGAAGCCGUAUUUCUGCUCAGGGUGUUGGCGGACCUUCAGGCACUCCAGUAAUCUGAACACACACAAGUGCUCUAAGACACAAAGCCAUGAGUGAGACUGUGAAAUGAAAGUUUUUACGAACCACAGCUCCAAAAAAGUUGGGACUGUAUGUGAAAUGUGAAUAAAAACAGAAAGCAGAGAUCUGUAAAUCACAUUUGGGCUUCCUGAUCUCUCUCUCUCUCUCUCUCUCUCUCUCUCUCUCUCUCUCUCUCUCUCUCUCCACUAGACUUGUCUAAUAAAGCCAAACUGCUAGUUUGUCCUGUUGCACGAUCCUACAAAUC